Cynara cardunculus var. scolymus (artichoke) is the source of this 1910-nucleotide messenger RNA. RefSeq names its product MLO-like protein 14. Gene Ontology annotation, biological process: defense response. Bases 1 to 1677 code for a protein of 558 amino acids. The transcript has 15 exons. Gene Ontology annotation, cellular component: membrane. The record is from RefSeq and is a predicted model, not a curated record. NCBI's taxonomy places the organism in Eukaryota, Viridiplantae, Streptophyta, Magnoliopsida, Asterales, Asteraceae.
AUGUCGUCCGAGGAUGCUAAAGAAGAAUCAAGAUCUUUGGCUUUGACUCCAACAUGGUCUGUGGCUACAGUCUUGACCAUCUUUGUUGUUGUUUCCUUGCUUGUUGAGCGAUCAAUUCAUCGUUUAAGCAAUUGGUUGAAGAAAACAAAUCGCAAGCCAUUGCUUGCUGCGGUGGAGAAAAUGAAAGAAGAGUUGAUGCUUCUUGGCUUCAUAUCUCUCCUUCUUACAGCCACGUCUAGCAUUAUAUCGAAUAUUUGUAUCCCAUCAAAGUAUUAUAAUAGUGCAUUUGCUCCAUGCACCGGGUCUGAGGUUGACGAAGAAAUGGAAAAUAGCAAACGUAAACUUUUAAUGAUCGUUAAUCCUCAUUCGGUUAGGAGGGUAUUGAAUGAAUUGAAUGAAAACACCUGUCAAAAGGAUCACGAGCCUUUUGUAUCAUACGAAGGCCUUGAGCAACUGCAUCGCUUUAUCUUUGUUAUGGCAAUUACUCACGUCUCUUACAGCUGUUUAACGAUGCUUCUGGCUGUAGUGAAGAUCCACAGUUGGAGGAAAUGGGAAGAUGAGGCUCAAGUGGAUCGGCAUGAUGUGCUAACUGAAAUAUCAAGAAAUGAGACAAUGCGGAGACAGUCAACUAUGGUCAAAUUCCACGCAUCCAAUCCUUUGGUUAGAAAUGGUUGCUUUACUUGGAUGAUAUGUUUCUUUCGGCAAUUUGGGCGUUCUGUUGUUCGUGCAGAUUACCUUACCCUGCGGAAAGCCUUCAUCAUGAACCACCACCUCACGUCAAAAUACGAUUUUCACAGUUAUAUGAUUCGUUCUAUGGAAGAAGAAUUCCAAAGAAUAGUUGGAGUAAGUGGCCCACUUUGGGGCUUUGUUGUGGCUUUUAUGCUCUUUAAUAUCAAAGGAUCAAAUCUUUAUUUCUGGAUCGCCAUUAUCCCGAUCACUCUUGUUCUACUUGUGGGUACAAAACUGCAACAUGUUAUCGCUACUUUGGCACUCGAGAGUGCAGGAAUUACCGGAUAUUUUGCUGAAACAAGGUUAAAGCCUCGAGAUGAACUUUUCUGGUUUAAAAAGCCGGAACUGUUGCUCUCUUUAAUCCAUUUUAUUCUUUUCCAGAACGCAUUUGAGUUAGCUUCGUUCUUUUGGUUUUGGUGGCAAUUCGGCUAUAAUUCUUGUUUUAUCAAGAACCAUAUGCUCGUGUAUAUCCGGCUGAUUUUGGGGUUUGUCGGCCAGUUCUUAUGCAGCUAUAGCACCCUACCACUUUAUGCACUCGUUACCCAGAUGGGUACAAAUUACAAGGCGGCUUUGAUUCCACAGAGAAUAAGAGAUACGAUCCAUGGAUGGGGAAAGGAAGCUAGACGGAGGAGAAGAAGGCUUGGCAUGUAUGGCGAUGAUUCAACCGUUCACACUGACACGAGCACUGUGAUAUCCGUAGAGGAAUUCGACCACCACGAUCUCGAUAGUCCACGGGCCGGAAUGAUGCCUGGUGAGGGUCUUGAAAUCGAGUUACAACCGCGUAGCAUCAUAAUUAACGGUGAUUCCCCUUUUGUUGCUAAUGAAAAUUCAAGUCGGGCCGGUACACCGCUCCUUCGACCUUGCGCCUCCGUGUCUUCUUCGGCUUCCCCAAGCUUUGUGCCAGAAAUUAUCACCAGAUCAUCGUCAUUGCCUUCUCCGCGAGAAUGAAAAAAAUAUCGACAUUUUUAUAGUUUUUUCGUGUUAAUAUGUUGAGGUAGUGAUCGGUUACAAAUCUAUAGGAACGGAAUUAUAUAAUGAUAUUUGAUACUUUACAUGACUGUAAAUGUAGACAUAAACCUCGUUUUACGAUACGAAGAAAACAAUCAAGAUUGGAACUUUCCCCGCUGAAUCGAGGAAAGGCACAAUCUUUUGUGUUGUUUUGCACCAUUUUCGGCUUUUCU